AGAACGAUGCUUCGCUUCCUGCGGAGACCCACAGUCACAACAAGAGGAGGAAGAGGAAAAACGACAACUCAGGAUCUGGAUCGACGUCGACCGCCUUGCGUGACAACACAGGGAUCGUCCAGGCUUUGGGUUGCUCCUGUUUGACCUGCACCAUGUCUGAUUUACUGAGAUACAUCGACUACGACCACAAAGCCACCUUCCUGAAGAUGCUGAACCAGCAGAGGAUGGAAGGCGAGCACUGCGAUGUGGUUGUGGUGGUGGAGAACAUCGAGUUCAGGGCUCACCGCUGUGUCCUAGCCGCCUGCAGCAACUACUUCAAGAAGCUCUUCAAGAAGCAGAGCGAUGAAGACAACUCCAUUGUGGAGCUGGACUUUAUCCGCUCGGACAUCUUCGAGGAGGUGCUCAACUACAUGUACACAGCCAGGCUGGCGGUGAGGAAGAAGGACAUCAACAUGAUGAUGUCGUCCGGGCAGAUCCUCGGCAUCAACUUCCUGGAUAACCUGUGCACCCAAAAGAGGGAGCUGACCAACAUGAAGACCCGGGAGAACCAGGCGCCAGAUGACCACGGGAUGAGGGCGCAGGACGCCAUCCUGAAGGAGCUAGCCAUGGAGGAGGUAAGGAAGAACAGCUUCUACGACCAGGGGAUGGACGCCAUAGGGCCCGGCGGCUCCCACGUGUCCCAGCCGCACAACUACAACACAGGCAUGGGCAAGGACCCUCACACCCACAGCUGGGGCUCCUCCACGUCUGCCACGGACAUGAAGCUGGAGUACCUCCUCUACGGCCACCGCGACCACAACUCCUGCCAGAGCGCCGGAGCCAAGCCCCUCGACCACAACGCCAAGAAGGAGCGGCUGCUCACCGCCAACCGCCCGUACGGCUGCGAGCACUGCCCCAAAGCGUUCACCACCGCCGCCCACCUCAAGGAGCACCUGAAGAUCCAUUCAGGCUUCAAGCCGCAUCGCUGCGUGGUUUGUGGCAAGGCCUUCAUCCGGGGCCCCGACCUGAAGAGGCACGAGAGGGUCCACAGCAAUGAGCGGCCCUUUGCCUGCCAGAUGUGCGAAAAGGCCUUCAAGCACAAGUCCCACCUGAAGGACCACGAGCGGCAGCACCGGGGCGAGCGGCCCUUCAACUGCGGUUCCUGCGACAAGGCGUUCAUCAAGGCGUCGGACCUGAAGCGCCACUGGAACACCAUGCACAGCGCCAACCCCCGCAGACAGAUGUCGCUGUCGCCCGCCGCCUCCCAGCACGGCCAGGGGGACGCCGCCGACCAGAGAGACUGGAAACUGGAGACCGGGCCACACUCGCACAACUCUGGGGACUGCUGAGCAACACACACAAACACACACUCACCAACAUGCAGGUGCAUCUCAGGAAAUUAAAAUAUCAUCCAUAAGUUCAUAUAUUUCAGUCAUUUAAUCCAAAAAGUGAAUCUCAUUUAAUGAUUAGAUUCAUUACAGAGUGAUACUUUCAGAGGUUUAUUUCUGUUAAUUUUAAGAAUUAUGACUUAAACAAAAUUCACUUUCUCAGAAAAUUACACAAAACCAAGAUUUUAUAGGAUUUUUCAAAACAGAAAUGUUAUGCUAUAACAUACACAAUCAUGGGGAAAACUGCUGCUUGCGUACUUAUCCAGCACAUAGCCACCUCCAUAAAGAAGGUAAACCACAGAAGGUCAUUGCUAAAGAAGCUGGCUGUGUCCAAGGGUGUUAUAUCCAAUCAUAGUAGUGGAAAGUUAAGUGGACCGAAAAACUUUAGUAAAAAAAAAAAAAAAUAGGAAUACCCCGUAGUUUUUCUGUGGUUAGGUCAGUUUGCUGGCCAAUAAAUCACAGUAACAACAUGGUCAUUUAACCAGCUUUUGGUACUUUUAGCAGUGUGGGCAGGUGCCAACUCCUGCUGGAUGAAAUCAGCAUCUCUACAAGACUUGUCAACAGAAGGAAACAUGUAGUGCUCUUAAAUUUCCCGGCAGACAGGUGUGCUGAUUUUGCAUUUGGUCAAACACAGUGAACCAACACCAACAGAUGACAUUGCACCUCAAAUCAUCACUGACUGUGGAAAUGGCACAUUGGACUUCAAUUAACUUGGAUUCUAAACCUCCGUGCUCUAUGACCUUGAUUUCUAGGUGAAAUGCAAUCUUUCAUCUGAAGAAGAGGACCGUGGACCUGGUCAGGAGUGUCUUAACACACAAAAUGCCCGUGUCUCGGAAACGUCGGAGUGUGUGUUGUGUACUUUUUCCUUCCACUAAACUUUCUAGUCAUUCUUCUCCAAUGACGUUUUUUAGCUUACCCUUCUUGUGGAGGGUGUCUGCAGUCUUCUCUGUGCUUGUGCAGGUCAUAACAUUUCUGUAUUAAAGUAAUAUUUAAAUUUUAUGAGACACUGAAUUUUAGGUUUUUAUUAGCUGUAAUCCUCAAAAUGAACAGAAAUAAAUGCUCAAACGUAUUUUGGAUCCAUAGAAUAUUACUUGCCCUAUUUCGUUUAUGGAAUGGCUGAAAUAAAAUAACUUUUUGAUUAUAUUCUAAUUAAUUGAGAUGCCCCUGGCCUGACCUGCUAACAUGCACACUUUAAUCCCACCUACACACGCUGACACAAGCACGAGGUCAAGUGAUGGGAGUGCAGAACAGGAGAGCAGAGCAUGUUCCUAAAGACUGUGAGGCUGUAUUAUUAUUAUGGUUAUUAUUAUAAUUCUAAAGAGUUAUGUCCUUCCCACCUGUAAAGUCAUGUAAAUGUUUAGUUCACUAUACUAUACAUAUAUUUUUCACAAAGCAUUGUCGCUAUCUAGACCUGAGGGGUUCUCAUAACUUUAUUUUUCUUUGAUUUUUAAUGAGAUAAACAUUUAAAUGUUCGUUUAACCUUUUAUGGAUUUAAUGGAGAUAAAACAAGAGAGUCCAAGAAAGAAGGGGGGUGAGAAAAGAUAUUUUUUUCUGCAUAACAUUCGUUGCAUUGAGUAUAUUCAUGUGGAUGUUUUUAAAUGGAUGUGUUUAGUUGUAUUGAUUGAUAUUACACUGUAAAGGUAAGACGCAGAUGAAACCAAAGUCUUGGGCUCCUGACGGAUCGUCCUCAGAGACUGUCCGGUCCAAGCAGAACCGGCCAACUAGAUUUACUGUUAUACAGUAUGACUGUCAUCCGGGGCUAUCGGCAGAUAAUGAUAGGUGUCUGUAUAUACUGUAGCUUAGUUUGUUGCACAACUAGAGUUCACAAUAUGGAAAUCAUGCACAUAUAACAUUGUUCUACUCCUACACUUUGACAAUAAACACCAUUUGCUGUGUUUUAA
Molecule: messenger RNA, 3268 nt
Organism: Girardinichthys multiradiatus
Lineage: Eukaryota; Metazoa; Chordata; Actinopteri; Cyprinodontiformes; Goodeidae
Product: zinc finger and BTB domain-containing protein 14-like
Exons: 2
Coding region: 153-1328 (391 amino acids)
Biological process (GO): regulation of transcription by RNA polymerase II
Cellular component (GO): nucleus
Molecular function (GO): DNA-binding transcription factor activity, RNA polymerase II-specific; RNA polymerase II cis-regulatory region sequence-specific DNA binding; protein binding
Source: RefSeq, a predicted model, not a curated record